AUGGGCUCUGACAACCCUCUUAAUGUCCCAGAAAUAGAUUUAUCAUACCUGAAGCCGGCUACUCCAGAGUGGGAUUCUGCAAGAUCCCAACUCUGGAAAGCUGUGGAAGAGUACGGCUGCUUCAGGGCCGUGUUCAAGGAAAUUCCUCAAGAGCUUCCAAAUGCUAUCCUGACUGAGCUGAAAGUGCUUUUCGACCUUCCUCUUGAAACUAAAAUGCUUAACAACGAAAUUUCUGAACUAGCAUAUGGUGGGUAUAUAGGAAAAUCACCUUUCGGACCACUAUAUGAGAGCAUUGGAUUUGAUGAUCCCCUCAGGUUCGAAAAGGUCGAGAAGUUGAUCAAUGCCCUUUUGCCUUCUGGAAGGCCAGUUUUUUGUAAAAAUUUACAUGAAUUAACGAAGUUAAUGUCAGAAUUGGAAAAAAUAAUUGUGAGAAUGAUUAUGGAGAGCUUGGGUGUUGAGAAGCACUUGGAGGAGCACCUGAACUCAGUAUUUUACGCUGUUAGGGUUCAGAAAUAUGAAGUACCUGAGACAGGUGAGACAGAAGUUGGACUAAACAUUCACAAGGAUCAGGAUGUAAUGACCAUAUUAUAUCAAAAUCAGGUUGAGGGGUUAGAGGUUGAAACCCGAGAUGGUAAAUGGGUCAAUGCCAAACCCACGCUGGACAAUUUUACGGUCGUGAUCGGAGAAUCUCUUCAUGCAUGGACAAAUGGACGAGCAUACUCUCCAUAUCAUCGAGUAACGAUGAAAGGUAAUACAGUGAGAUACUCUACAGGAUUGUUCACAGCCUUUAAAGAGGGCUACAUUGUGAAGGCUCCGGAAAAACUAGUGGAUGAAGAACAUCCCUUGCUAUAUAAACCUUUUGAUCACUUUGAGUAUCUCAAAUUAGUCCAAAGAGAUGCAAAGGAGAAUUAUGAAACUACUCUAAAGCCCUAUGUUCCUUUGACUGCUUAUUUUGGAGUUGAUGUUUGA
Hevea brasiliensis (rubber tree) is the source of this 969-nucleotide messenger RNA. RefSeq names its product probable 2-oxoglutarate-dependent dioxygenase AOP1. The transcript is spliced from 3 exons. Gene Ontology annotation, molecular function: dioxygenase activity. The coding region runs from base 1 to 969 and encodes 322 amino acids. The record is from RefSeq and is a predicted model, not a curated record. NCBI's taxonomy places the organism in Eukaryota, Viridiplantae, Streptophyta, Magnoliopsida, Malpighiales, Euphorbiaceae.